AUGGAGAACCAGUCGACGCCGGCGGACGCCCACCCACAGAUUUCCCUCAUCAACACCUUCUGCGAGAUCACCGCUUGCGCUUCCAAAUCCGAGGCUCUAUUCUUCCUCGAAUCUCACAAUUUCGAUAUCGACGCCGCCGUCGCCACUUUCCUCGAUAGCACUAACCCCGCCGCCGACGACGAUGCCGCGGCUCUCACAGCCGCCAAUCCGAGCUCUCCACUUCAGCCUUCGCAGUCUCACUACUCGCCUUCUGAAUCGGCGUCUCCUUCUCCUCGCUCCCGAUCCCCUUCGCCGCCGCCUGCUUCUCGAUCGUAUAAUCUUCGUUCCGUCGCUAACCCUAAGAAAACUGGAGCCUCAGCGUCCGGGCGGCGGAAACCGGGGGAUGGUGGAAUCAGGACUUUGGCGGAUCUGAAUAGUAACCCUAGAGACGAGGAUUCUGAUAGCGAUCCCGAUUUUGAUCCUCAGGAAUACUACACCGGCGGAGAAAAAAGUGGAAUGCUUGUUCAAGAUCCAAGGAAGCCGACAGAUGUUGAUGCCAUAUUUAAUCAGGCUCGACAAUCAGGUGGUGUUGAAGCAUCUGCUGAACAUCACAUGCCUUCUUCAAGCUCGAGGAGCUUUGCAGGAGCCGGAAGGCUACUUUCUGGGGAGGUGGCGUCGUCUCCUCCUCAGCAUCCUGAAGCUGUCAAUCAUAACAUUACUUUCUGGAGAAACGGCUUUACUGUAGACGGCGGACCUCUGAGGAGACUGGAUGAUCCCCAGAAUGCAUCUUUCUUGGAGAGUAUCGGGAAGUCAGAGUGCCCGCAGGAGCUUGCCCCGGCUGAUAAGAGAACUGCAGUCCAUGUGAAUCUUGUGAGGAAGGAUGAAGACUACAAGGAACCGAAAAGGUCGCGCCUUCCAUUUCAAGGUGUUGGGAGAACUCUAGGCACAACAAGCGACACAACCCCGAUGGAGUCGAGUUCUGUUACAACAACCCUGACUACUGCUCCGGUGCCAUCUCUUGGCCUGGUCGUGGACCCAUCCCGACCGUCCACAUCGAUCCAGCUGCGACUGGCUGAUGGGACCCGGAUGGUUUCGCGGUUCAACAAUCACCACACGAUCAGAGAUAUCCGGAGCUUCAUUGAUGCAUCUCGGCCUGGCGGACUGACGACUUACCAGCUGCAGACGAUGGGUUUCCCGCCCAAGCAGCUCGCCGAUCUCGACCAGACGAUAGACGAAGCCGGCAUAGCCAAUUCAGUGGUGAUCCAGAAACUGUGACGGAUGUUGCAGCAGCAGCGCCGAGCCAUUAAAAAAUGAUCAGGUUAUAUAUAUAUAUAUAUACAGUUUACAUGAUGCUUUUUUAUUUUAUAUUUUUUAAUGGUUACUAUGAUCGAAACCAAAUCCAAUUGAUUGCAUUUGUGGCUACUUCUUUUUCUUUUCUUUUGUUGGAAAUAAUUCGUUUUUUUGGGGACUGA
Andrographis paniculata is the source of this 1451-nucleotide messenger RNA. RefSeq names its product plant UBX domain-containing protein 4. Gene Ontology annotation, biological process: membrane fusion; autophagosome assembly; proteasome-mediated ubiquitin-dependent protein catabolic process. Gene Ontology annotation, molecular function: ubiquitin binding. Lineage: Eukaryota; Viridiplantae; Streptophyta; Magnoliopsida; Lamiales; Acanthaceae. The record is from RefSeq and is a predicted model, not a curated record. Gene Ontology annotation, cellular component: cytosol; nucleus. The transcript has 4 exons. Bases 1 to 1254 code for a protein of 417 amino acids.